Messenger RNA from Malassezia globosa CBS 7966, 1758 nucleotides. RefSeq lists its product as uncharacterized. Gene Ontology annotation, biological process: amino acid transmembrane transport. NCBI's taxonomy places the organism in Eukaryota, Fungi, Basidiomycota, Malasseziomycetes, Malasseziales, Malasseziaceae. The coding region runs from base 1 to 1758 and encodes 585 amino acids. The transcript has a single exon. Gene Ontology annotation, cellular component: membrane. Gene Ontology annotation, molecular function: amino acid transmembrane transporter activity. The record is from RefSeq and is a predicted model, not a curated record.
AUGGGCGUGUUUCAGAGGUGGUUUGAUAGUUUCAAACCUGCCGAACGUGGAAUAGGCAAGGAGCCAAACUACAUGGGUGAACUUCCAUCCGAGCAUCAUAGUCACAUUGAUGCGAAAGAAAAAGAUAAGGACACGCUAGGAAAAGAUGAAUUUACCAACACCACUGUUGCGGUGAAGACUGAAGAUGGUGGUGUCGCAUUGAUACCUGAAGAAACCGGUCUCAAGCGCUCGCUUGAAGGUCGUCAUAUUCAACUGAUUGCUAUCGGCGGUAGCAUUGGAACAGGUCUCUUUGUUGGGUCAGGUAUCACACUGGCCACAGGCGGGCCCGGAUCACUCAUGCUUGCCUUCAUUAUUGUGGCUGUGAUGGUAAUAUCUACCAUUUUCUCUCUUGGUGAGCUGGCAGCUGUCUUACCUAUAUCUGGCUCUUUUUCAACAUAUUCGGUGCGUUUCAUCGAUCCUUCAUGGGGUUUUGCCAUGGGCUGGAAUUACUGGCUCCAAUGGCUGACAACCUUCCCUUUGGAAGCCACCGCAGCCACUAUUGUGAUUUCAUUUUGGGAUAAAGACGAGGUUGUGCCACGCGGUGUGUGGGUGACAAUCUUCAUUCUUACUAUUUCCUUCAUUCAUAUUUUUGGUGCGCGUGGUUAUGGUGAAUUUGAAUUCAUUGCCGCCUCCCUUAAGGUGAUUGGGUGUAUUGGAUUUAUUAUUUGUGCUAUCGUUAUUGAUGUGGGUGGUUCACCUGCUAAAACAUACUUUGGCGCACACGCUUGGCACGAAAACCCAGCCUUUUUGAAUGGUUUUAAAGGCUUUUGUUCUGUUUUCAUCACAGCAUGCUUUGCUUAUUCGGGUACAGAGAUUGUGGGCAUUGCUGCAGCAGAAACUAGCAGUCCACGGAAGCAUAUUCCCAAAGCGGCGAAGCAAGUAAUUAUGCGGGUUCUUAUCUUUUAUAUUGUCAGCCUGUUGAUGGUAACACUUCUUGUUCCUGCCUCGAACAAACACCUUGAAGGAGACGGUAAUGAUCCCAGUAACUCGCCAUUUGUUCUUGCCAUUCAAACAGGUCAAAUUCAUGCAUUGCCUCAGAUAUUCAACGCUGUAAUUUUAAUCUCGGCCUUUUCUGUUGGAAAUGCAUCUGUUUAUGGCGGAUGCCGCACUUUGCUUUCGCUUGCCGAGCUUGGCAUGGCGCCUAAGAUUUUUACAUAUGUUGAUCGACAAGGGCGUCCGCUUCCUGCGAUGGGCGUAAGCUUGCUUUUUGGUUUACUGGGUUACUUGAUCUAUGCUUCGAACCCUAACACCAUUUUCAACUGGUUAGUGAGUAUUUCUGGACUUUCUGUUAUCUUCUCCUGGGCGUCUACUUGUGUCGCACAUAUCCGAUUCCGAAAAGCAUGGCUUCGACAAGGAAAUAAGCUAGAGCAACUGCCAUGGGUAUCGCCUCUUGGCAUUCCGGGCUCCAUUUUCUCUGUUGUCUUAAACAUCCUUGUGUUAAUAGCUGCAUUUUACAACGCAGCUUGGCCUAUUGGAGAGGGAACAAUGACCGCAGGUGAUCGUGUGAAUAACUUCUUUGAGAGCAUGCUUUCGCUUCCUAUCAUUCUUUUGACAUUCAUUUUGCAUAAAAUUAUCAGACGGACGCGACACGUGCGUAUUGAUGAAAUUGAUGUUCAAACGGGUCGUCGUGAUCCAGUCUCAGAAGAGGUUCUUGAACAGGAACGUGCAGAAUGGCGCGCCAAACCUGUAUACUUGAAAAUCUGGAACACCCUUUUCUGA